Centruroides sculpturatus (bark scorpion) is the source of this 697-nucleotide messenger RNA. RefSeq lists its product as uncharacterized. NCBI's taxonomy places the organism in Eukaryota, Metazoa, Arthropoda, Arachnida, Scorpiones, Buthidae. Bases 126 to 635 code for a protein of 169 amino acids. Gene Ontology annotation, cellular component: extracellular region. The transcript is spliced from 4 exons. The record is from RefSeq and is a predicted model, not a curated record. Gene Ontology annotation, molecular function: chitin binding.
UUCAGUGUCCUUGUAUCAUGUGACCUAUUUAAAAAUACAUUAAACACCACGUGAGAAUUUUAUUCAUUUAGUUACAAACAGUUUGUAAAAACAUUUUUAUCAAGAAACAUUUGCCAAUUUACACAAUGAAAGUAAUAUUCGAAAUUUUAAUCGUUUCCGCGAUUUUUCAGGUGAUAAUAGGUUUGGAUCAGGAUGAGAUAAACGAAAUCGAAGAUGUUAUACCCGGUAAAGCGGGAGAAGAUUAUCCGUUAAAUAUCGAUUUUCCCAAGACGGAUUUUCGUUGUUCUAAUUAUAAUUAUUCUGGAUUUUUUGCUGAUCCGGAACUUGGUUGUCAGGGCUAUCACAUAUGUUUCCCUGACGGACGUAAUGCAAGCUUCCUUUGUGUCAACGGAACGGUCUUCAAUCAGCGAUACUUUGUCUGCGAUUGGUGGUUUCACUUCGACUGUUCAGUCGCUCCACUUCUCUAUCCACUAAAUAUGGUUAACAGGCCACCAUUGCCAAAUUUACCGCGCAUAAUUAAAAAGUUUCUAAGACCUAGAAAGAGGGUUACUACACCGAAACCUCGUCCAUUAGCUGUUCGUCAAGCUUCUGAUUGCUAUUGUCCUUGCCUCAACGAAACUUCGACACUGGAUUAAUUAUAUUUAUGUGUGUUCAAAUAUAUCUUCAUGAUGUAGGCUAUAUGUUUGUAUGGUUUAAU